UCCACCCCCACCCCCCGCAGCGCUCUCGACCAAUCAGAGGCGUCUUCACUCCGGGCCCUGGCCAAUAGCACGGAGGGGCGCUAAGCCGUCGGAGGUGCUGCCGCUGCCGCCAUCUUGCUUGUGGGUAUUGCCCGAGACUGGGGCCCGGGCGCGCGCAGGGCAGGCGAAGGUGCAGACCGCCUCUGGAGUGCGGGAGGCGACGGCCUGGAGGCUCGGGUUCCUCAGCCCUGGAUUGGUUCUGCCUAUCUGGAAGGCAAUGGAGAAGAAGCUGGGAGUCAAGCCAAGUUCUGCUUCCUGGAUUUUAUCAGGAUUUUGUUGGCAGACAUCUGUGAAGUGGUUGAGAAGCCUGCAUCUGUUUUAUAUUUGCUUCUGCUUCAGUGUGCUGUGCUUGUCAACAGGUGAACUGGGAAGCCAUUCUCCAUUGUUGCUGUGUUCCAUGAUGAAAGCCCAUCUUGAUUAUGCCAGUGAGAGCAGGUGCAAGCAGGUGAAGACACAAUUUGGAGUUGGCUUGAUAUCUGGGGGAGAAAAUUACCUCCGGCUUCUUGAAGGAACCCCCUCUCUCCAGACAUGUUGGACUGCCUGCUGCCAGGACUCUGCAUGUCAUGCCCUUUGGUGGUUAGAAGGGAUGUGCAUUCAGGCAGACUGCAACAGUUCCCAGAGCUGCCGGACUUUUAGGACAGACUCUUCCAAUUCCAUGCUGGUGUUUUUUAAGAAAUUCCAAGCUGCAGAUGACUUGGGCUUUCUACCUGAAGAUGUUGCACCUCAUAUUCUGGGGCUAGGUUGGAGCAGGGCAUCUCAGAGGAGGCAGAGCCUUCCCAGAGCUCCACUCCGACCUGCUGUAUCUUCCACUGACCAGCAGAACUUAAUCAGGAGGCUUCAGAAGAGAGAGAGUCCCAGUGAAGAAGUUAUACCUAUAGUGACACAGCAUUCUGAAGUGAAUGACUCCAAGGAACUGGGUGAUCUGAAAACCAAUGGCUCCGAAGAGGUCCACAAGACAGUUACAAUUUCCAAUCCCCUAACCACAGAUCUGGCUGGGGAGAUUCCUGUUUGGUCAAAGACUGUAUCAGUCCAACUUGAGACGUCAGAGGAUCUGGGUACUACGUCUAGCACUCAGCAAGUAAAAAACCCUGGGAUAACCCAAAUUGCUACCCCUCUGCCAGUGACUCCCUCCUACAGUUAUGCCACCCCUACCCCACACACCUCUUUCCAGAGCACCUCUGCACCAUUUCCAGUUAUUAAGAAGCUGGUCAUAUCUGCUGGAGAGAAUGUCCAGGUGACCCUGCCUAAGAAUGCAGUCCAGUUAAAUGCAUAUGUUCUCCAAGAACCACUUAAAGGAGAAACCUACACCUACGACUGGCAGCUGAUUACUCAUCCUAAAGACUACAGUGGAGAAAUGGAAGGGAAACAUUCCCAGAUCCUCAAACUAUCCAAGCUCACUGAAGGCCUUUAUGAAUUCAGAGUGAUUGUAGAUGGUCAGAAUUCCCAUGGGGAAGGCUGUGUGAACGUGACGGUAAAGCCAGAGCCCCGUAAAAAUCAGCCUCCUGUUGCCAUUGUGUCACCACAGUUCCAGGAGAUUUCUCUGCCAACCACUUCUACAGUCAUUGAUGGCAGCCAAAGCACUGAUGAUGAUAAAAUCGUCAGGUACCAUUGGGAAGAACUAAAGGGACCUCUGAGAGAAGAGAAGAUUUCUGAAGAUACGGCCAUAUUAAAACUAAGUAAGCUCGUCCCUGGGAACUACACGUUCAGCUUGACUGUAGUAGACUCUGAUGGAGCUACCAACUCGACCACUGCAAGCCUGACAGUGAACAAAGCUGUGGAUUACCCCCCUGUGGCCAACGCAGGCCCCAACCAAGUGAUCACCCUGCCCCAAAACUCCAUCACGCUCCUUGGGAACCAGAGCACUGAUGACCAUGGCAUCACCAGCUAUGAGUGGUCACUCAGCCCCAGCAGCAAAGGGAAAGUGGUGGAGAUGCAGGGUGUUAGAACACCAGUCCUGCAGCUCUCUGCCAUGCAAGAAGGAGACUACACUUACCAGCUAACAGUGACUGACACAAUAGGACAGCAGGCCACCGCUCAAGUGACUGUUAUUGUGCAGCCUGAAAACAACAAGCCGCCACGAGCAGAUGCAGGCCCAGAUAAAGAGCUGACCCUUCCCAUGGAUAGCACAACCUUGGAUGGUAGCAAAAGCUCAGAUGAUCAGAAAAUUAUCUCGUAUCUCUGGGAAAAAACACAGGGACCUGAUGGGGUGCAGCUCGAGAAGGCUAACAGCAGUGUCGCCACUGUGACUGGGCUGCAAGUGGGAACCUACGUGUUCACCUUGACUGUCAAAGAUGAGAGGAACCUGCAAAGCCAGAGCUCUGUGAAUGUCAUUGUCAAAGAAGAAACGAACAAACCACCUAUAGCCAAGAUAACUGGGAAUGUGGUGAUAACCUUGCCCACGGACACAGCCGAGCUGGAUGGCUCCAAGUCCUCAGAUGACAAGGGAAUAGUCAGCUACCUCUGGACUCGAGAUGAGGGGAGCCCAGCAGCAGGGGAGGUGUUAAAUCACUCUGACCACCACCCUGUCCUCUUCCUUUCCAACCUGGUCGAGGGAACCUACGUAUUUCAUCUGAAAGUGACUGAUGCGAAGGGUGAGAGUAACACAGACCAGACCACUGUGGAGGUGAAACCUGAUCCUAGGAAAAACAACCUAGUGGAGAUCAUCUUGGAUGUCAACGUCAGUCAGCUGACUGAGAGGCUGAAGGGGAUGUUCAUCCGCCAGAUUGGGGUCCUCCUGGGGGUGCUGGAUUCCGACAUCAUUGUGCAAAAGAUUCAGCCGUACACGGAACAGAGCACCAAGAUGGUAUUUUUUGUUCAAAACGAGCCUCCGCACCAGAUCUUCAAAGGCCAUGAGGUGGCAGCGAAGCUCAAGAAUGAGCUGCGGAAACAAAAGGCAGACUUUCUAGUAUUCAGAGCCCUGGAAGUCUACACUGUCACAUGCCAGCUGAACUGUUCCGACCAUGGCCACUGUGAUUCCUUUACCAAACGCUGCAUCUGUGACCCUUUUUGGAUGGAGAAUUUCAUCAAGGUGCAGCUGAGGGAUGGAGACAGCAACUGUGAGUGGAGCGUGUUAUAUGUUAUCAUUGCUUGCUUUGUCAUUGUCGUUGCCUUCGGAACCCUGUCCUGGACUGUGAUCUGUUGUUGUAAGAGGCAAAAAGGAAAACCCAAGAGAAAAAGCAAGUACAAAAUCCUGGAUGCCACGGAUCAGGAAAGCCUGGAGCUGAAGCCAACCUCCCGAGCAGGCAUCAAACAGAAAGGCCCAAUGCUGAGCAGCAGCCUGAUGCACUCUGAGUCGGAGCUGGACAGCGAUGAUGCCAUCUUCACAUGGCCAGACAGAGAGAAGGGCAAACUCCUGCAUGGUCAGAAUGGCUCUGUGCCCAACGGACAGACCCCACUUAAGGCCAGGAGCCCACGGGAGGAGCUCCUAUAGCCAGCCACCUGGUCUGUCUCCUCAGGGUAGAGGUCGGCAGUGCUGGGGUCCAGAGCAUUGCCAGGCUGGUUCUCAAACCUUCCAUUUCAGUGGGCAGCUGUUCUGCCAGCAUUUGCUGGUCAUCUCCCCCCCAUAUCAUCCACAACCAGAGCUGCUGAUACCUGGAUCCAGAGACAUUCUCCAGGAACCCUGAACAAAGCUGUGAAUGAAGAGGUUUCCUCUUUAAACCAUCUGGUAGUCUCCCCUCACCUCUUACCUCCUCUUUCCCCCGCAUAUCCUCACCUCAGGGCCUCCGUUUUUGCAAACCCCUCCCCUGCUCUGAGGGUGGACACAGCCAGCUCCCUGUUGGCAGUGUCGCACUCCCAGAGCACCUGCACAGCGAGGACUGGCUGUGCCCCCCACACCUGGGUACAGAACCAAGCACUACCAGUCCACAAGAGCCUGCCCUAUAUUCUUCUCUUUGGGAUCACUGGGUCCAGAGGAUGUAGCACCCCCUUCUCCUCACCACAGACGCUGGGCUGGUGGUGCAGACAUGGUGUCUGGCCCAAGGGUAAGGGAGAGCUGGCUAUUGUGUCAGAGCAGUGAGGCUGGACACAGACCGCCUCCCCGUCUCUUCCUGACCAGUGCUGGCCGAGAGCAGAGCCACAGCUGACUGGAAUGUUAUGGCAUGAGAGCGCAUGUGUGCGAUUGUCCCACCCUGUUCUUUGUGUCCCGUGUGUGUGUGUGUGUGUGUGUGUGUGUGUGUGUGUGUGUGUGCGCGCGCGCGCGCACAUGCGCAUUGGCUCCUCACAAGGCGACCCUGACCUGGAAAGACUUUCAGUUCCUUGGAAGAGAGACUUCCUAUGGUGUCUGGGUAUUGAGGAAUGGGAGCUUUGGCGGGAGUGACUUUUUAAAAAGAAACUUACAGUUUAUACUACUGUCUGUUGUGAGAUGAUUAAACAUGCUAUUUA
Eptesicus fuscus (big brown bat) is the source of this 4419-nucleotide messenger RNA. RefSeq names its product KIAA0319 like. Bases 257 to 3469 code for a protein of 1070 amino acids. Gene Ontology annotation, cellular component: cytoplasmic vesicle; plasma membrane. NCBI's taxonomy places the organism in Eukaryota, Metazoa, Chordata, Mammalia, Chiroptera, Vespertilionidae. The record is from RefSeq and is a predicted model, not a curated record. The transcript has 22 exons.